AUGGUCGAACACGUUGUUAUUGGUUGUGGUAUUAUUGGUCUUUACACAGUAUUUGGUCUCUUGGAAAAGGGAAUCGAUCCCAAAACUAUCGCAAUAAUUGCGGAACAUCACCCAGGUGACUUAUCUAUCAACUAUGCGUCACCCGUUGCAGGAGCUUAUUUUUCAGCUAGUGCUGACUUAAAGUUGCUUAAGUAUAGUAACUACACUUAUCAAAAUUUGGUCAAACUUGAAACUUUGUUAGGGCCAAAAUGUGGACUUGGCCAUUGUACAUCGACAGAGAUUCUUGAUGAUUUGGAGGUAGAAUCAGAUCCCUAUUUAAAUGCAAUUGGUGAAAAUAUAGAUGAUUUUGAAAUUUUAUCUCCUGAAGAAAUUGAAAUAAUCUCUAAAGGAAGCAGGUGUGCUAUAAGAUAUAAAGCUUGGAUCUUCAACAGUCCAGUGCUUUUAGAAAAACUCUGUAAGUAUUACAAAUCUAUAGGUGUAGCAUUCCAAAGGACAAGGUUGGAAAGCAUUCAUGAUGCAUUUGAUUCAGACACCAAAGUUGUCUUCAAUUGUACAGGAAACGGUUCAAGGUUAUUGGGAGGUGUUGAAGAUGAAAAAGUCUUCCCCACUAGAGGUCAAGUUGUAGUAAUUAAGGGUCCCCAUAUUGACCAGUGCAUUCUGCGGUGGAAUGAUGAAGCAACUUAUAUUAUAAAGCGUCCUGACUCUGCAUCAGAUGAAGUCAUUCUCGGAGGAUACUACCAGCCUUACCAGCCUAAAAAGGACACGGCAGAUACUUAUGGAUUUGAAACUGAAAGUAUCUUGAAAAGAACCACAGAAAUGUUUCCGGAUUUAUUGAAAAAGAAUCCUUUUGGAGACAAAAUUGAAGAUUUGCAAAUUCUCAGAGUUAUUGCAGGUGCAAGACCAUGUAGAGAAUGUGGGGUUCGUAUUGAAAAAGAAUUGAUUGCUCCUAACAAACUAGUAAUCCACAACUAUGGAGCAUCAGGAAAUGGCUAUAUGUGUGGCUUGGGAAUGGCCCAUGAGGCAGUCAGCUUAUUGGAUUAA
This is a messenger RNA of Dujonia railenensis, 1041 nucleotides long. The record is from the annotation of a GenBank genome assembly. Lineage: Eukaryota; Fungi; Ascomycota; Pichiomycetes; Serinales; Debaryomycetaceae.